Aegilops tauschii subsp. strangulata is the source of this 1826-nucleotide messenger RNA. RefSeq names its product ribosomal RNA small subunit methyltransferase, chloroplastic. The record is from RefSeq and is a predicted model, not a curated record. Gene Ontology annotation, molecular function: rRNA (adenine-N6,N6-)-dimethyltransferase activity. Lineage: Eukaryota; Viridiplantae; Streptophyta; Magnoliopsida; Poales; Poaceae. Gene Ontology annotation, biological process: rRNA methylation.
AACAAAUGUGAGAAAAAAAAGAUAUUACCUUCGAAAAUGCUGGCGCUCACCUCCUUAUCCCCGCGCCCGGCGCGGCCUUCCCCGUCUCCGGCCACGCCUCCUCACCGCCGGCCGCCGCCGCCUUGCGGCCGUAUCCGGCCCACAUCCGCCGUCUCGACCGCCGCGUCCGACGGCGGCGGCGCGGCCGACGACUACCACUCCACCAUCCGCUCCCUCAACUCGCACGGCCGCCGCCACGUGCCCCGCAAAUCCCUCGGCCAGAACUACAUGCUGAACGCGAGGGUGAACGAGGAGCUGGUGGCGGCGGCGGGGGUGGAGGAGGGGGACGUCGUGCUGGAGAUAGGCCCCGGGACGGGCUCGCUCACCGCCGCGCUGCUCGCGGCCGGCGCCACCGUCGUCGCCGUCGAGAAGGAUAAGCAUAUGGCUACCCUUGUGAGAGAUAGGUUUGGAUCCACAGAGCAAUUGAAGGUCAUUGAAGAAGAUAUUACAAAAUUUCACGUUCACUCCCAUUUUCUCCCUAUCCUGGAGGAGAAAUCCCGUGGCACGAAAAAAUAUGCCAAGGUUGUGUCAAACUUACCAUUCAAUGUCAGCACUGAAGUUGUCAAACAAAUUCUCCCAAUGGGAGAUGUUUUCUCUGUCAUGGUGCUCAUGCUUCAGGAUGAAGCAGCACUACGCCUUGCAAAUGCUUCAAUACAAACACCAGAGUACCGACCUAUCAAUGUGUUUGUUAAUUUCUACUCUGAACCUGAAUACAAGUUCAAAGUAGAGAGGGCCAACUUUUUCCCUCAACCAACGGUUGAUGGUGGUGUUAUAAGGUUUAAAAUAAAGGAUGCUGGGGAGUACCCGCCUGUUAGUUCUAACAAAAGUUUCUUUUCAAUGGUGAACUCCGCGUUCAAUGGGAAGCGCAAGAUGCUUCGGAAAUCACUUCAACACCUAUAUUCUUCUGCUGACAUCGAGGCCGCUCUGACCAAUAUCGGUCUUCCGCCUACGGCUAGACCGUCAGAACUGAUGAUGGAUGAUUUCGUGAGGUUGCACAAUUACCUGGGAAACGUAUGACCACCCCUGCGUUCAAAAUGUGUAUGGAAUCACCUUAUUGAUUUGCUUGCUGGACUAAGCAUGCCGCUGAAGUGAUUUGGUUCCCAGCUAGUGCGCACUGCAACUUUGCAGACUAUGCUUGCUGACAGUGACCGCCUAGUAUUCUCCAGCAGUCCCACAGCCUUCAACCCAACAUAAUCGGUGGCACGGCUUCAGCCCACGGCACCCUUGCAUGGAGAUGAUCAUAGUGAUUGUGCUCCAAAUUCAAAACCAAUGAUAAUAUGCAGGACAUGAUUUGGUUGCACAAGGAAUUGCAGUUUUUUUCCUUAUCGCAGAUAGCAUCCCUGCAAGAGGGAAGAUACGUGGGCGUUGCAUGUGUAUAAUUUACUGGGAUUUCGACUAUCUAUCCUCCUGUACUAAUCUUCGCAAGUUGGAGCGGAAAUGUAGAGAUCAAAUGUCUGUCAGAACAAUCUGAAGAUCAGGCAAAGAUGCGAGCUGCUCAUAGUAAAUUGCCAAGGGUGUUUUUAUGUGUUGACAUAGAUGGUAGAUAGAGGUACGGCCCUUGCAUUUUGAGCUUAAGUUUUGGCUAUAAACUACAACGAAAACGUGCAGAUGCUCGCUGUUUGAGUGUGCGGCAUUCUGAUACUUUUUUGCCUGGCAGCGUGUCGCUGUGAUGCAACAUACAUUUACUGCCAGUUCUUUUCCUGACAAAUAUUGGUUAGCAUGUUGUGCUGUUAUUGUAGUAUUUAUUUAUUUUCUUUUGUUGGUUAAAUAUCUGCGAUGAUGCUUGA